Messenger RNA from Phyllostomus hastatus (greater spear-nosed bat), 1268 nucleotides. RefSeq names its product coagulation factor II thrombin receptor like 2 (gene F2RL2). Gene Ontology annotation, cellular component: membrane. The record is from RefSeq and is a predicted model, not a curated record. Gene Ontology annotation, molecular function: thrombin-activated receptor activity. Gene Ontology annotation, biological process: phospholipase C-activating G protein-coupled receptor signaling pathway; positive regulation of Rho protein signal transduction; thrombin-activated receptor signaling pathway. The coding region runs from base 67 to 1197 and encodes 376 amino acids. The transcript has 2 exons. NCBI's taxonomy places the organism in Eukaryota, Metazoa, Chordata, Mammalia, Chiroptera, Phyllostomidae.
GUGAAACCGUGCUCCCUAACCUUGCACAUUUGAUAACAUUUCGGAAGCAGUACUCAGGUCAUUGGAAUGAAGGCCCUCAUCUUUGCAGCGGCUGGAGUCCUGCUUCUGUCACCCACUUUUUGUCAGAGUGGUAUGGGAAAUGAUACACGCAACUUGGGAGACCCGACAUUACUUAGUAAGACCUUCCAUGGAGCUCCCCUGAUUUCUUUUGAAGAGACCUCCUUUUCCACCAUAGAAGACUGGGCAGAAACCACAAAUGUAAAAAUUAAGUGCCCUGAAGAAAGUGUUUCAAAUCUCCACGUGAAUAAUGCUACCAUGGAGUAUCUGAGCAGCUCCUUAAGUACCAAACUGAUACCCGCCGUCUACAUCCUGGUGUUUGCAGUAGGUGUGCCAGCCAAUGCAGCGACCUUGUGGAUGCUCUUCUUCAGGACCAGAUCCAUCUGCACAACCAUCUUCUAUAUCAACCUGGCCAUUGCAGACUUUCUUUUUUGUGCCACACUGCCCUUUAAAAUCGCUUACCACCUCAAUGGGCACAACUGGGUAUUUGGAGAAGUCUUGUGCCGGGCCACCACAGUCAUCUUUUACGGCAACAUGUACUGCUCCAUUCUGAUCCUUGCCAGCAUCAGCGUCAGCCGCUACAUAGCCAUUGUCCAUCCUUUUACUUACCGGGGGCUGCCCAAGCGUACCUAUGCCUUGAUAACGUGUGGGUUGGUGUGGGCAACAGUUUUCUUAUACAUGCUGCCAUUUUUCAUCCUGAAGCAGGAGUAUUAUCUUGUUCACAGGGACAUCACCACCUGCCACGACGUCCACAACAUAUGCACGCCUUCAUCUCUCUUCCAACUCUACUACUUCAUCUCCUUGGCAUUUUUUGGAUUCUUAAUUCCAUUUGUGGUCAUUAUCUACUGCUACACAACCAUCAUUUGGAUGCUUAAUGCUUACGACAAGAGGUGGUUGUGGUAUGUUAAGGCGAGUGUCCUCAUUCUUGUGAUUUUUACCAUUUGCUUUGCUCCAAGCAACAUCAUACUUAUUAUUCACCAUGCCAGCAACUACUAUGACACCGAUGGUUUAUACUUUAUCUAUCGUAUAGCUUUGUGCCUGGGUAGUCUGAAUAGUUGCUUAGAUCCAUUCCUUUAUUUUCUCAUGUCAAAAGUCCCAGAUCACUCCACUGCUUACCUUGCAAUAGUGAAAUCACCUUAGAGAACAAGGAACGCUAUUUGUGAAAACAUAUAUUCUUGGGAUAACAUGAGCAUAAGUGCAAAGAGCUCUAU